AUGACGGUUACUGGAGCUGCGCAUGUGUUCACUCUAUCACAGGCCAGAUCGUCAUUGAUACCGUUGCUCGCUGGACGCAAAACAAAGUCUUUCAGGUGUACCCCCAUUCCGGCAAUGGCCACAGCAGAGGUGAAGCUCAGCCAGGACGAGCUGAAGAAGCAGGCUGCAUGGAAGGCAGUUGAGUAUGUAAAGAGCGGAAUGAAGCUGGGACUAGGAACGGGAUCCACAGCAGCGUUUGCUGUAGACAAGAUUGGGCAGUUGCUUAAAGAUGGCACUCUAACGGACAUUGUCGGCGUCCCAACAUCCAUCCGCACCUACGAGCAGGCCCUCAGUCUCGGAAUUCCGCUGGCCACUCUUGAUGAGGUGUCUGAGCUGGACCUCGCCAUCGAUGGUGCUGAUGAGGUGGACCCGAAUCUGCAUGUGGUGAAAGGCCGUGGAGGAGCCCUGCUGCGUGAAAAGAUGGUGGAGCUCGCCUCAAAGAAGUUUGUCUGCAUCGUGGACGAGUCAAAGCUCGUGCAGGGCCUGGGCGGCAGCAAAGAUGCGAUGCCAGUGGAGAUCGUGCAGUUCUGCUGGAAGUACAACCUCAAUCGGCUGCAGAAUCUGCCGGAGCUGGCCGGCGGCGUGGCCAAGCUGCGGAUGGACGGCGACAAGCCUUACGUGACAGACAACUCCAACUACAUUGUGGACCUGUACUUUGAGGAGCCCAUCAAGGACGCCCACGCCGCUGCCGAGGCCAUCAGCAAGCUGACAGGAGUCGUGGACCACGGCCUCUUCAUGGACAUGGUGGAUGUGUGCAUCGUUGCGCGCGCCAACGGCAUCGAGGUGCAGGAGAAGUGA
Messenger RNA from Coccomyxa subellipsoidea C-169, 837 nucleotides. RefSeq names its product ribose-5-phosphate isomerase. Gene Ontology annotation, molecular function: ribose-5-phosphate isomerase activity. Bases 1 to 837 code for a protein of 278 amino acids. The record is from RefSeq and is a predicted model, not a curated record. NCBI's taxonomy places the organism in Eukaryota, Viridiplantae, Chlorophyta, Trebouxiophyceae, Coccomyxaceae. Gene Ontology annotation, biological process: pentose-phosphate shunt, non-oxidative branch. The transcript is spliced from 4 exons.